AUGCACUACACCUCCCUCUACUCCCCGCCGCCCCCCACGCCCGUCGUGAACCUCCACGACUUCGUCUUCGAUUCUCCCGCUUACAACGAGCCGGACAAGGUCAUCUUUAUCGAGCCCCUCGCAGGCCGCCAGUGGUACAGGGAUGAGGUCAGGCAGCGCAUCAACGAGGGCGCGACCGCCCUUGUCACCCCGGAGGCAGACGGAGGCUUCGGGCUGUCCCCAGACGGUGAGCUCGUCGCGGUGAUGAGCACAAACUGCGUGGAAUACAUCCUCCUCGCCCAUGCGCUCUUCAAGACCACCAACCCCCUCGUCCUCAUCCCGUCCGGUGCGACCGCGUUCGAGCUCGAGCACUUCCUCAGCGUAUCCACCGCAACUCGACUUUUCGUGCAUGCGAGCCUCCUCCCCAUCGCGCUCACCGUCACCAAGAAGCUCGGGUUCCCGGACAGUCGGAUCUAUGUUCUCUCAGGCGACCCACAAAGUGGGCGUCGGGAUCUGAUGUCCGCGAUGGAUGAAAUCCGGAGACGCAAUAUUCCUCACGUCCCGUCAAAGCCGGUCAAGGACGACACACUGCUCUACUUGGUGUUUUCGAGCGGCACGAGCGGUCUUCCGAAAGCCGUAAUGCUUUCCCACAAAAAUACGAUCGCGAGCAUGGUGGAGGUCGCUCAUGCGGCCGCGGGUGAUGAUCCGCAUCCGUUCUUCGAGAAAAACCCACCGAUUGGCCUCGGGUUCCUGCCUAUCUACCACACCUACGGGCUGCAUUUUAUUUGCAUUCGUCCCGUCUGGACGGCGACGGCCGUCAUCCUCAUCCCUCGCUGGAAUGCCGACCUCGUCCUCGACCUCAUUCCAAAAUACCGCAUCAACGUCGUCCCCUUCACGCCUCCCGCGAUCCUCCAGCUCGUCAACCAUAGACGGAUCCGCGAAGUCGACCUGAGCUCCUUGGUCUCCAUGGGCAGCGGUGCAUCCCACCUACCGCCCAAGGUCGCGAACGCAUUCACGCGACUCGCCAAGAACGUCGGCCGCGUGAACGAAGGCUUCGGCAUGUCCGAAUGCACGGUCUCCGCGACGCGCGCGUGCCCAGAGAGCAAGUUCGGCGGGCCGCGGCCCGGCAGCACCGGGGUCCUCCUCCCGGGCGUCGAGGCACGCAUCGUGCGCGACGACGGCACGCUCGCGGGCGCGGACGAGCCCGGCGAGCUCUGGCUCCGCGGGGACAUCAUCGCGCUCGGCUACUGGCGGAACCCGAAGGCGACCGCGGAGACGUUCGUCGACGGCUGGCUGCGCACCGGCGACCGCUUCCGCGUCGACCGCGACCAGCACUUCUUCUUCGUCGAGCGCAUCAAGGACGUCCUCAAGGUCUCCGGCCAGCAGGUCUCCCCCACUGAGCUCGAGAAUGUCCUCCUCGCGUGCCCGGACCGGCUCGUCGCCGAUGUCGCUGUCGCGGGCGUGCACGCGCCCGGCACGCGCCUCGCGGACGAGCGCGUGCCCCGCGCGUGGGUCGUCCUCAGCGACGCGGGCAGCCGCCGCGGCGCGGACGCCGCCGUGCGCGCGCUCGACGCGUGGAUCCGGACCAGCCUGAGCAAGUUCAAGUGGCUCCGCGGCGGGAUCGCGGUCGUCGACGAGAUCCCGAAGAACCCGACGGGGAAGGUGUUGCGCCGGGUGCUGGUGCAGCAGUACGAGGAGCAGCUUAAGACGGCUCCUCAGGCGAAGCUGUGA
This is a messenger RNA of Epithele typhae, 1710 nucleotides long. RefSeq names its product acetyl-CoA synthetase-like protein. Lineage: Eukaryota; Fungi; Basidiomycota; Agaricomycetes; Polyporales; Epitheliaceae. Gene Ontology annotation, biological process: secondary metabolic process. The record is from RefSeq and is a predicted model, not a curated record. Gene Ontology annotation, molecular function: CoA-ligase activity. The transcript has 8 exons. Bases 1 to 1710 code for a protein of 569 amino acids.